AUGGCCGGCCAGUUCGGGAGCAUCCUGGUCGGCUCCUACCUGGAGAUCAAGCGCAGCGAUGGGCGCAUCCACCCGGCGCUGGUCACGGCGCUGCACCGGGACAGCUCCAGCCUCACCGUGGAGUGGGUCGAGCAGGGGGCCAACAAAGGCAAGAGGGUGGAGCUGCAGCUCGCCUUCGCCCUCAACCCCCACCUGGCCCCCGCCGCGCCCUGCUCCGCCCAGGGCGACCAGAGCCUCCCGGCCGAGCCGGCGGCGACGCCCGCCAAGCUGGAGCAGCCCGGCGGGGACGGCGGGGAGCCGGAGCCCGGCCGGCCCCGCGCGGGGCGCUGCAGCCCCGGCAGGAAAUCGCCGUGCGUGCGGCAGGUGGAGCGGCUGCAGGAGCUGCGCCAGAAGCGGCGGCGGCAGCAGCGGGAGCUGCGGGAGCAGCGAGCCCAGCAGGCGGCCGGCUCGCCGCACCCCAACUACGACGUGAUCUGCAUGAUCCAGGAGUACCGGGGCCGCCUGCUCGGCGGGGCGCUGGGCGGCCCCGAGCCCGGCCCCCAGCACCGGAUCCGCGUCUGCGUCCGCAAGCGGCCGCUCAACCCGCGGGAAGCCGGGCUGCAGGACUUCGACGUGGUGACCGUCCCCUGCCGGGGCGUGGUGGUGGUGCACGAGGCCCGGCAGAGGCUGGACCUCAGCCGCUACCUGGAGAGCCAGACCUUCCGCUUCGACCACGCCUUCGACGAGAGCGCCCCCAACGAGCUGGUGUACAGGCACACGGCCCAGCCGCUGGUGGAGAGCAUCUUCCGCCGGGGUAUGGCCACCUGCUUCGCCUACGGCCAGACGGGCAGCGGCAAGACCCACACCAUGGUGGGAGACCUCUCGGCCAAGGGCCAGGGCUGCCCCAAGGGCAUCUACACCCUGGCAGCCCAGGAUGUCUUCUGCUGGCUGCAGGAGCCCAGCUACAAGCAACUGGAGCUCCAGGUCUACGGGGCUUUCUUUGAGAUCUAUGGGGGCAAGGUGUACGACCUGCUCAACUGGAGGAACCGGCUGAAGGUGCUGGAGGACGGCAAGCAGCAGAUCCAGGUGGUGGGGCUGCAGGAGGAGGAGGUCAGCUGUGUGGGGGAUGUCAUGAAGCUCAUCGAGAUGGGCAACAGGUGCAGGACGUCCGGCCAGACCUCUGCCAACACCCACUCCUCCCGCAGCCAUGCCAUCUUCCAGAUCAUCCUCCGGAAGAGAGGGAAGCUGCACGGCAAGUUUUCCCUGAUUGACUUGGCUGGGAAUGAGAGAGGAGCAGACACUGGCAGUGCGGACAGGCGGACGAGGCUGGAAGGGGCUGAGAUUAACAAGAGUCUCCUGGCACUCAAGGAAUGCAUCAGGGCCCUCGGGCGCAACAAAGCCCAUACCCCAUUCAGGGCUAGCAAACUCACCCAGGUUUUAAGGGACUCGUUCAUAGGGGAGAAUUCAUGCACCUGCAUGAUCGCCACCAUCUCUCCAGGGAUGAGAUCCUGUGAGCACACUCUCAAUACUCUAAGGUACGCCAACAGGGUGAAGGAACUGACGGUAGAUCCUAAUUCCCUUGGACAGUCACAUUCAAUCAUCACCCAGUUCCCAUAUCAGCUGGAUGACCUGAAGAAACCAUGGACUGUACAGAGCUUGCCUGAGACGGAUGAGUUCAAAGUAUUUUGUGUACAGAAAGAGGAGGAAGCCUCUCCUCAGUUGUUUACUUUCAAUGCCAGAGAGAAAGCCCAGAAGAAAAGAAAAGAGUUGGAUGAGAAAGCACUUAUAGAGGAGCACCAGGAAUCUCUUCGAUGGUUGAAAGUAUUCCUGGAAGUGGCUGAAGAAAUAGAUUAUGACGUGGAUUUUUAUGCUGCACAGUUUGAAGCAGUCCUGGGGCAAAAGAUUGGCAUUCUGACUGAGAUCCAAGAUAAAGUGAAAUCAUUCCGGUCAAUCCUACGUAAGGAACAACAUGGCGGCAACCAGAUCAGUGUGAAGAGAUCCCGUGUUCUGUAA
Molecule: messenger RNA, 1992 nt
Organism: Emys orbicularis (European pond turtle)
Lineage: Eukaryota; Metazoa; Chordata; Testudines; Emydidae
Gene: KIF2B
Product: kinesin family member 2B
Exons: 1
Coding region: 1-1992 (663 amino acids)
Biological process (GO): microtubule-based movement
Molecular function (GO): ATP binding; microtubule binding; microtubule motor activity
Source: RefSeq, a predicted model, not a curated record